Perca fluviatilis (European perch) is the source of this 1494-nucleotide messenger RNA. RefSeq lists its product as uncharacterized. Lineage: Eukaryota; Metazoa; Chordata; Actinopteri; Perciformes; Percidae. Bases 244 to 1227 code for a protein of 327 amino acids. The transcript is spliced from 5 exons. The record is from RefSeq and is a predicted model, not a curated record.
CAAAACUCAGUGCGCGUUUCUGUGAACAGAAGUGAAACUUAAGGUGUCUGCUGACGCAGGAAACUAAAGUACGGACGAGGUGCAGCCUGUUGGUUCAGAGGGACGACAGGACCCACAGGGACCACAGGACCUACAGGGACCACAGGACCCACAGAGGCGACAGGACCCACAGAGGCGACCGGAUACACAGAGGCGACAGGACCCAGACUGGUCACUGCAGAGCCGCUGGUCAGCCGGGGGAGGAUGAAGAUGAAGAUGAAGAGCAGGCUGCUUUAUGCUCCCAUGGUGAUGGUAGUGAUGUCAUCAUUGGUCGGACUCACAUCUACAACAACUCAUAAACCGAGGACUACAACUCAUAAACCGAGGACUACAACUCAUAAACCGAGGACUACUACCACGUCAGGAUGGACCCCCACAACAGGAGCUUCUGGACUAGAUUUAAAUGGGAAGAUGUUCACUUUGUCUAUUAAUGGAGGAGGAAUAUCCUUCUAUUCACCCUAUUAUUCUCCUACCACGCCCCCCUACUCAACCACUAGAUACACCACCUAUCCCUACACCACCACUCGCCCCUGGACCACAGCACCUCCUACUAGAGGUGUGUCCGUGUGUCUGCGUUACCUGACCGACUAUCUAGCAGACAUCCCCAAAAUCUUCACACUCAGUCCAUCCAGCAGAAGCCCUCUGCAAAUGGGAGUCAGUUCUACAGCGUUGUACAGACUAUCAUUUGACAGAUAUGGUUAUAACAACCAGUACUUGCAACCUUACAAAAGGUUCUGGUCAAACAUCGGACCAGAUUUCUGGACCAGAGUCUGCCUCACUGUGGACACCGUGAAGAAUGUGGCCCAGGUGUUCAGCGGCUCGAACAUGAGCAUCAGGAAGCUGCUGCCUACUAAGUAUGUCUGGUCAGGUGAGCCUGUGAUUGAUUUUUCAGGUUUUGAUGGUCAGGUGACAGACGUCCAGGUCUGGGAUUAUCCUCUCCACUACAGAGAAGUCUUCAACUACAUGAACUACAGGUCGUACUCUGGCUCCGCCCUCUCCUGGUCCUACAUCAGCUACUCCCCCAGAGGAGACGUCCUGUUGGAGGACGCCUAUCAACCGCAGUGGCAGGACCGACAGCCAAUCAGCCGCAGCAAGGAGAGGAAAUGGCGUCGGCCAAAGGGAGAGAAGAAGAAAAAGAGAGAGAACAGCUUCAAUGAAACACACAACGCCAGGCGACAAAAGCUGUAGUCUCCGUUUUUCAAUUAAUAAUCAAUCAAGCAACAAUUAAUGAUAAAUGACAUUUAAACUACUGAUUACUGAUUUGAUAAAAGUGUGAUUACUGUAUAUUUACAAGAUGACAAACAUAACAAAAUAUAACCAAAUAUGAUCCUUCUUUUAUAUUUUUACUAACAUGUUUGACUUUAUAUCGUUCUCUUUGUACAUGUAUUUGCUUCCUUAAUUUUUUAAGUCAUUAUAAAACAAUAAAGUCUCUUUUAUAUAGACCUUAGUGGUCCC